UGCAGAUGUUUAGCAAGAUGCUUUUGAGAAGGUUUUGUGUACGGCCGUUUUGUGAGACGUUGACCCAGGGCAUUAGUUACAAAACCGAACUCAAGCGCACAUAGCGAUUUGCUAAACUAAGCUAUUGUCCGCUUAAACCACAGCGUGAUCUGUACCAGAGCAUAGAGUGUGUUGCAGCUUGUCGACCCAGAAUUAUGAAUGCGUUCAUGUCCACGUUACUAUAGUACCGAACAUGCAUAAAUAAUUAAUGUGAAAACGUUUCAGCCUUCUAUUAGGCGGUCGCGGGCCGCGGUGUCGAAACAUGCCCAGCUUAGAGCGGCUGAUAGCGGAGGUGGAGCCUAAUGUUAUUACGGAGGUGCUCACACGAGAAUGUAUACAGAUACAAGGGGGGGAACCCGACACAGCAGCCAACAAGAAGCGCAGCAUGCCGUUCCGGGACGUGGAGUGCUUGGCAUUCAGCUUCAAGAACCUGGCUUGCAUCGACAACUUGAGGGGGUUGGACAACUUGACAAAGCUUCAGUUGGACAAUAAUCAAAUCAAGAAAAUUGAAAAUCUGGCCCACUUGACAAACCUGACCUGGCUUGACUUAUCCUUUAACAAAAUCAGCGUCAUCAGUGGCCUGGAAACUCUUACAAAGCUGGUUGACCUCUCGCUGUUCAACAACAACAUUUCCAAGAUUGAAAACUUGGACACGCUGGUCAAUCUCAAUGUCCUGUCACUGGGUAACAACCAGCUGACGCAGCUGGACAAUGUCAUGUACUUGCGUCAGUUUAAGCAGCUGCGGCUGGUGAACUUGGCGGGAAACCCCAUCUGCAAGGACCACGACUACCGCUCCUAUGUGCUGUCGCACAUUAAGGACCUCAUCUACUUGGACUACCGCAGGGUGAAUCCUGCUGAUGUGCAGGCGGCCCGGGAGCAGCACCAGGACGAGAUGAUUGAGCUGCAGGAGCGCGAGGAACAGCAGGCGCAGGAGGAGAAGCUCACUGCGGAGCGGGAGGCACACAACAAACUCAUGACGCAGGCGAAUCUGGAGGGAGUGGAGACGCUCAUAGACGAUAUGGUGAAGGAGGAUCCAGAGUGGACCCGACUCGUCCAGGUGCCCAAUCUGUUGGACCCAUGGAACGACAUCCGUGACAAGUUCAAUGUCGCCACGGACGAGUUUAAGGCUUCCAUCUUGGACCAGCAUAACCGCAAGAAAGCCGAGUAUGAGGAGUGGCUCAACGUGGUGCGAGGGUACCUGGACGAGAAGGAUGCCGAGGCACGCAAGCUCAUUGUUGAAUUCGAGAAGGCCAAGAAACACACGGCCCGCACCGUCGUUGACAACCCGGCUCUUGCAGAUAACCAGAUCCUCAGCCUCAAGGUGAAGUUGAUGUCGCUCAAAGACCAGCUGAUGGCAAUUGAGAUGGAGACGGUGGAGAUUCUGGAUGGGCUGGUGCAGGAGUUUGACCGCGCGUAUUCGGAGUUGGCGGAAACCAAUAAGGGGCAGUACAACACGUAUUUUACCCAAGUCCGUGACCUGCAAAACUCGUUCUUCAACCAGCUCACAUCUGUCGCAAUGACGGUGUUUGAGAAGUACAACCAAGAGAACAGCGAUAUUGAGAGCCUGCCGGAGGAUGCACGGACGUUGCUGCAGGACAAGGACAGUCUGAUGAAUGCGCUGCAAGCCAGCCACGACGCGCACAUGCAAAAAAUCGAUGCGUUGGAGGAUCGGCUGAUCAGCCAGGAGCUGCGCAGCGCCAACGACCUUACAUCAUCCAACGCCACUUGGGCUACCAGGCGCAAUCGCGACCGCAUUUCAGAGAUCAUCAACUAUGUUGAACGCAAUGUGCUAGAACUGGACGAGCUGGCGGGCGACGACGAUGGCGGGGAGUCUUGAUCAAGGAUCUGCAUCUGAGUGCUGCACAUUAACUGGUGGUUCGUCAUUUGUGUUGCCAAAUAAUAGGAUAGGUCAAGGAUUUGCCGAGGAUAGGUCACAGGCAUGUGACAUCGCACUUAAGUUAGAGGCAAUUUCGUGUGUCGGCUUAGUGGCAACUGCACGAGGUUCGAUUGAACGGUGAAAGUUUCGGGUAAACGGUACAGCAGAUGUAUAAACAAGGUAACUAGAUAGUGCUCGUUUAGGACAAAAACAGAUAUGAUAUGGAAAUUAUACGCUUCGAUGCUACGAAACGGUUCGAUCAUGUAAGCAUACGGUUCGAUCAUGUAAACCUGGACGCUUGGAAAAGAAAUUCUAAUUAGACUGCAUAACUUUCUUUCCCAUUUGGUCGUUAGAUUUUUUUCACUUUCUUUGUUAGACGAUCUGGCAGCCUUUUGAGCCCUCGAAUGUCAUGUACGUGUUAUGUAGCAGAAGUUGUGGACAAGAAAGUUUGACGCAUAUGCGGAGUCGACCUUACAGUUGAUAAUUAAAGACGCCCAGCAUCUGUGAACCACAGAUGUAUACCAAAUCUCCUGCCGAACUCCACACCGCCCCCGGUUACACUAACGAAGUCAUCUUGCACGCAUGAACAAUCCCGAUUCGACUUGCUUAUUAAAUCAUGCGACGUGUCCUGACAGUGAACACUCGCGACGAGACAUGUGGCAUACAAAAAACCCGCAACUGUGGCCUCAGUCCCUUAGAUGAAAGGCAUCACGAUGCUUCAGGGAGUUAAGUUAGGUCUGUAUCUUUGUCUUCAUCACAGGCCGAUACAGUUGAAGCGGGUCUCGGACAAACAAGCUCGGCAGUGGCGUAAAUAAUGUUAGUUCAAUAAUAGGCCUCAGGUUGAAGACUGAUAUAUAUUGGUCAAUCUCGGAAUCAUGUGACCCGAGUCCCUCCACUACUUUUAUAAGUUGAGAAUCAUAGGCCAGACUUGAACAUGACGCUACAAAUAUUACUGUCUCAAGCACUAAUUCGUCCACGAUCAUAUUGAAAGUCACGUGGACGACUCAACAGUUGAAAUUAAUGUGGGCUAUCUGGCAACCAACUAUACUAGCGCAAGGCUUGGCAGAUGGUUGCCAAACCGCAGUACAGUCCAUGUACCCGAAGCCACGGAGUGCUAAACAUGAGCCGUCAGGCAGCCAUUUCUCUUC
Molecule: messenger RNA, 3063 nt
Organism: Volvox carteri f. nagariensis
Lineage: Eukaryota; Viridiplantae; Chlorophyta; Chlorophyceae; Chlamydomonadales; Volvocaceae
Exons: 9
Coding region: 302-1876 (524 amino acids)
Molecular function (GO): protein binding
Source: RefSeq, a predicted model, not a curated record